This is a messenger RNA of Mitosporidium daphniae, 861 nucleotides long. RefSeq lists its product as uncharacterized. The transcript is spliced from 3 exons. The record is from RefSeq and is a predicted model, not a curated record. Bases 1 to 861 code for a protein of 286 amino acids. Lineage: Eukaryota; Fungi; Microsporidia.
AUGAUUUCGCUUCAGUUUCUUUAUGGAUUUUUUGUCGGCGAGGUGGUACUGUUUUUGUUGGUCGUACUAAUUCUGCAAAGAUCAUUUCCAAGGGUUAAAAGGCCACCAUCGCCUUCCCCAUCACAAAAGUGCUCUCCAUCUUUCGCCAAAGAUGGCAGCAAAGUGGGUGCAUUUGAGGAAUUGUCUGAAUUYUUUUUGAAAAUAUACAAAUCGCCAGCCGAAAAUGAGAAACACUCUCACAUCACCAACAAGGUUGUUGAUUUACACCAGCGACGAGACGAGUAUAGGUCUUUUCUUACAGGGUUUGACGAUACAAUCUGGAUCAACGAGGCGAUCCAAACCGCUUUUUUCUACUAUUCUACUUCGGAAUCGAUGCACAACAGCAUAAAAGAAGGCAUCGAGAAAUCGCUUUUUGACGCUGCACCUGCGUUUUUGGUGUGCGAGUUUGAUUUUAUAUUGGGGGGGAUAAGAGAAAAAGGAACGCUGUCGCACCCGACGAUAACCGAUGUGUAUCACGAACGAUUUUCAAAUGACCUCUCCGACAUCUCCAUUCGAUUUCAUCUGCACUGGGAUAACAUGGGGACAUUUCUUCUGGGCGCAGAUGCCGUACUUCCAUUCAAAAACGCAAUUCUACUUACCCUUCCACUGGGGUUGGGCAUUCAUAUUGACAAAAUAUCUGGAUAUAAGGGAAAGCUUGGGAUCGGCCUCGCCCGCCAUCGCCGCCAUUUCAUUGCAUCCGAAUUUCAUCCUGAGGUUGCAUGUUUUGUCGGCAAUUGGGGACGAUACGGGCCAAAAAACGGCGCUCAAAAACAAUGGCAAAAUAGCGCAAAUGAUAGAAUGGGCGAUAAAACAGUCGCUUGA